Alligator sinensis (Chinese alligator) is the source of this 1643-nucleotide messenger RNA. It is a transcript of the gene DDX39B, whose product is annotated as DExD-box helicase 39B. The transcript is spliced from 11 exons. NCBI's taxonomy places the organism in Eukaryota, Metazoa, Chordata, Crocodylia, Alligatoridae. The record is from RefSeq and is a predicted model, not a curated record. Gene Ontology annotation, biological process: mRNA export from nucleus; mRNA splicing, via spliceosome. Gene Ontology annotation, molecular function: ATP binding; RNA binding; RNA helicase activity. The coding region runs from base 162 to 1448 and encodes 428 amino acids.
AUACAGGCACCUGCUGACGGCAGCCGCAUGGUGCGGGGUCCUGACGCACACCCCGCCUUCCGCCUCCUGCCGGAAGUGGAGGUUGCGCGCUCAUUUGACUUUGGUCGCUGCCGAGAGAAGCCAUUGUUGCCCCGCCCCCUCCCGCAAGAGCAGUGCCGGCCAUGGCAGAGAACGACGUGGAUAAUGAGCUCCUGGACUAUGAGGAUGAUGAGGUGGAGAACGCAGGCGCAGGCGACGGCGUGGAUGUGCCCUCCAAAAAGGACGUCAAGGGCUCCUACGUCUCCAUCCACAGCUCCGGCUUCCGUGACUUCUUGCUAAAGCCCGAGCUGCUCCGCGCCAUCGUCGACUGCGGCUUUGAGCACCCCUCUGAAGUGCAGCAUGAGUGCAUCCCACAGGCCAUCCUGGGCAUGGACGUGCUCUGCCAGGCUAAAUCAGGCAUGGGCAAAACAGCCGUCUUCGUGCUGGCCACGUUGCAGCAGCUGGAGCCUGUCACGGGGCAGGUGUCGGUGCUGGUGAUGUGCCACACGCGGGAGCUGGCAUUCCAGAUCAGCAAAGAAUACGAACGCUUCUCCAAGUACAUGCCCAGCGUAAAGGUGGCAGUGUUUUUUGGGGGCCUGUCCAUCAAGAAGGACGAGGAGGUGCUGAAGAAGAACUGCCCGCACAUUGUGGUGGGGACUCCGGGCCGGAUCCUGGCCCUGGCGCGGAACAAGAGCCUCAACCUCAAACACAUCAAGCAUUUCAUCCUGGACGAGUGUGACAAGAUGCUGGAGCAACUCGAUAUGCGCCGGGAUGUCCAGGAGAUCUUCCGCAUGACCCCGCAUGAAAAGCAGGUCAUGAUGUUCAGCGCCACCCUGAGCAAGGAAAUCCGCCCCGUGUGCCGCAAAUUCAUGCAAGACCCCAUGGAGAUCUUCGUGGAUGAUGAGACGAAGCUGACACUGCAUGGGCUGCAGCAGUACUAUGUCAAACUGAAGGACAAUGAGAAGAACCGCAAGCUCUUCGAUCUCCUCGACGUCCUUGAAUUCAACCAGGUGGUGAUCUUCGUGAAGUCCGUGCAACGCUGCAUUGCCCUAGCACAGCUGCUGGUGGAGCAGAACUUCCCAGCCAUUGCCAUCCACCGCGGCAUGCCCCAGGAGGAGAGGCUGUCACGGUACCAGCAGUUCAAGGACUUCCAGCGUCGCAUCUUGGUAGCCACCAACUUGUUUGGGCGGGGGAUGGACAUUGAGCGCGUGAACAUCGCCUUCAACUACGACAUGCCCGAGGAUUCGGACACCUAUCUGCACCGGGUGGCACGUGCUGGACGCUUCGGCACCAAAGGCCUGGCCAUCACCUUUGUGUCGGACGAGAAUGAUGCUAAGAUCCUGAAUGAUGUCCAGGAUCGCUUUGAGGUGAACAUCAGCGAGCUUCCCGAUGAGAUCGACAUCUCCUCCUACAUUGAGCAGACCCGAUAAGGCCCCCACUGGAACGGCCCCGGCUCUUUUUUGAUGGUCUUUAACCUCCCUGUCCCUGUUGGACCCCCAGCACCGAGAGGGGGGCACCCAGGCUGGGCAGGGGACAGAAGAGAUUGCUCUCCCCCCACCCCCCCAGAGCUCCUGUUGUGGCAAACUGGGAAUUUUGUUUUUAUAGAAAAGAGAAAUACUCCAAAA